AUUUUGUAAUUUUUUUGAUUAAUAUUAUUAUAUCUAUAUAUUUUUAUUGUAACUUUAGGUUUUUCUUUCUAAAUAUUUUCAGGAAUAUAUACAGUUUGCUCAUAUUAUUACUUUUAUUGAUAUUAAUGGGCGCAUGGUUAACUACUUUGAAGCAAAUUUUUGGAGUCAUAUCCGAUAAUCGAAAGAUCCGUGUCUUGAUACUUGGUCUUGACAAUGCAGGUAAAACUUCUAUUCUAUAUAAGCUCCAUUUAGGAUGUGUGACUUCGACGGUGCCAACCGUAGGCUUUAAUUUGGAAACACUUCAAUAUAAGAAUAUUUCCUUUGAAGUUUGGGAUUUGGGUGGACAGACUGGAAUUCGACCAUAUUGGAGAUGUUACUUUAGCGACACAGAUGCAAUUGUAUAUGUUGUUGAUAGCACAGAUAAGGACCGGAUGGGUGUGGCAAAGCAUGAAUUAUAUGCUCUUCUUGACGAAGAUGAACUAAAUAAGAGUCUCUUACUAAUAUUUGCUAACAAACAGGAUUUGCCGGGUGCAUCCAGUGAGGUAGAAGUUAUGCAGCAACUUGGUGUUAUUUCUAUUAUAGAUCGACCUUGGACAGUCAUCAAGAGUAGUUCCAAAACAGGGGAAGGAUUGGUUAAGGGGAUGGAUUGGUUAGUAGACAAAUUGCGCGAGAAAGGUAUUACAAGCGGUGAAUAAGUCCAAUCACACUUAAUAUCGUUUUUUUUAGUAUAUAUAAUUUUUAUAAUGUUGAAAUUGAACAAAGGAUACUAAACAAUAUACAUUUAGUAUGUCUCUUUAUAUUUCUUUAGUAUGAUCCUAUUGAUCUUUAAAUGAUAAAAAGAAAUCAUUAAAAGGAUAUGUACCUGUAAGGAAUGGUAAGGUGCUUUCUGAUAGAGUUACCCAUAUUUUAUUAUUGUAUAUUUUCUUAAAUUUUAACUUAAAAUAAAUAUUUUCCUCACUUUUUCCUUUAUUAUUACCAUCUGAACCAAGAUUUAACACUCCCAAAGAAGGUGCAGACUACGUAUGUAUUAAAUAGUUGCCU
Molecule: messenger RNA, 1041 nt
Organism: Phytomonas sp. Hart1
Lineage: Eukaryota; Euglenozoa; Kinetoplastea; Trypanosomatida; Trypanosomatidae
Source: the annotation of a GenBank genome assembly